This is a messenger RNA of Hyla sarda, 5840 nucleotides long. RefSeq names its product ubiquitin specific peptidase 40 (gene USP40). Gene Ontology annotation, cellular component: nucleus; cytosol. The record is from RefSeq and is a predicted model, not a curated record. Gene Ontology annotation, molecular function: cysteine-type deubiquitinase activity; cysteine-type endopeptidase activity. Gene Ontology annotation, biological process: protein deubiquitination. The transcript is spliced from 32 exons. Lineage: Eukaryota; Metazoa; Chordata; Amphibia; Anura; Hylidae. Bases 390 to 4010 code for a protein of 1206 amino acids.
AUGGUAAUGAUACGGAAGGUCCUCACACACAGCCCGAUGUAAUCCCUGCAAUGUGCUUGCCUGUAGCAGCGCUCCACUCAUACAGAGAGGACAGCGAAGGCAACAGUUAUCUAAUUGUAGUGUAGGGGCCGCGACCCCUGAUGCUACGCCACUGAUACUGUCCUAUUUCCUGAAACCGGGCAGCGCACGGCAUGCCGGGGAUUGUAGUUCAUUAGGCCGUGUUUGAUGGCAGCAUCUUCGUACACUAAGACUACAUUUCCCAGCAGCGCUCUCAGAUUGACAGUAUAGACAACAAAGAUGGCGGCUCCCAGGUAGCAGAUCUGGUUCUUGGAGCAAUUUAUCUGUCCGCUUGGCCGCGUUGCUGGCAGGUUUACAUUUUUUGAUCAGAAAUGUUUGGGGACCUGUUUGAAGAAGAUGAAGACUUCUCAUUCCUUUCAAACAGUACAACCACUAAUGGCAGGAAAACAAAACCCAAAGAUUCUGAAAUACUGGAACCAAGGGGAGAAACCAGAUUAAGUGGCCUCAGGAACCAGGGAAGCACCUGUUACCUUAACUCCCUGUUGCAGACUUUACUCUUCACUCCAGAAUUCCGAGAAGCCCUUUUUGCCUUGAGCCCUGAAGAGCUUGGAUCAUUAGAUGAGAAAGAUGUCCCAAAUUCCAAGGUUCGAAUCAUUCCAUUGCAGUUACAGAGACUGUUUGCACAACUCCUCCUGGUGGAUCAGCAGGCUGCCUCAACCUCCGAGCUUACAAUCAGCUUUGGAUGGGAUAAUAAUGAGGCAACUGGCCAGCAUGAUGUCCAGGAGUUAAACCGCAUUUUGUUUAGUGCCUUGGAAAGCUCUCUGGAGGGCACUUCUGGCCAUAAUCUCAUCAAGAACUUAUAUCAUGGCACAAUUGUUAACCGUAUCCAAUGCCAAGAAUGUGGACAUGUCAGCGAAAGGCAGGAAGAUUUCCUUGAUCUUACAGUAGCUGUGAAGGACAUGAACAGUUUAGAGGAAUCUUUAUACAGCAUGUAUGUGGAAGAAGAAAUCUUUGACGGAGACAACCUGUACCGCUGUGGGGCCUGUGACAGACUUGUACCUGCUGCCAAGUCGGCCAAGCUGGGAAAAUUACCACCCUUCCUUACAAUAUCUCUUCUGAGGUUCAACUUCGACUUCACAAAGUGUGAACGGUAUAAAGAGACUUCACGCUACUCCUUCCCUACACGCCUCAACAUCCGCCCAUUUUGUGAGCAGAAUCAUUUGGAGGAUUCAGUGCAAAUGUAUGAGCUCUUUUCAGUUAUCAUACACAAGGGAGGAUGUUAUGGGGGCCAUUAUCAUGUGUACAUAAGAGAUGUAGAUGAGUUGGGACACUGGAGUUGUCAGGAAGAGAAUAAAAGAAAAGGAUCUGGCGAUAUAGGGGAUGAACAAGACUGUCCUGCUGUUACACUUGCAACCAUUAUUGCAGAGGCAGGGUGUGAUAAAAUGGUCCCCAUGGAUCAACUGAGUCAAAAGCUGCUGGAGCACACUGGAUCUUCCUGGAAUAAGGCGUAUAGGAAGCAACAUGGAGCCCUCCGUAAGUUCCUGCACAAGCAUGCCUCCAUUUUCCAGUUGAGUUCAGACGGUUCUCUUGUCGGCUUAGCACAGUCAUUAAACGGCACUGAUCCGCAAUGUUGUAAGCCAAGUAAUAAAGGAAAAAUAGCAUCUCCACAAAGAAAUUCUAGUCACUGGUUUGACUUUAAUGACUCUUCAGUGCAGUCCAUCCAGGAAAAGGACAUUGAAAAACAGUUCCAGGGAAAAGAGAGCUCAUAUAUGCUCUUCUACCGCAAAAGCCAAUUGAAGAGACCACAGGAAGCUAAAGGCAAUGCUCGGUAUGGUGUCCCUGAGUACCUCCUACAACAGAUGGUUCAAGCUAAUCAUGAGCUUCAGCAGAAAAGAUUGGAGUCUGACAGGAAAGCCUAUAGCAUGACCUUGCGCCUUCAUCUGUCAUCUUGCUACCGUUUGGAUAAUGGUGCUCUACAUCCAGUGUCUUCUCUAGCAGAUAGUACCCUUGAAAUCAGUGUGGACCGGCGAGGGACAGUGGGGGACUUAAGGCAAACAAUUUUCCAGCUUUUGGAUCCAGCAGUAGAAGGCCAUGUUCUGAGCAUUGCAAAACUUCUACCGGCAGGGUUACAUGUUUUUGAGAACUUAUGUGAUAGUGAGCAGAAUCUUGCAAGUGUUGCAGGACAUGAUGGAUGUGAUAUAUUUGUAUGGGAUGGAAAACAGGUUGGAGGUCUGUGUGUGCAGAGUGGUCCUGACUGCGCUCCUCUUCUUCUAACAAUCAUGCAUCCAUGUAAAGCCAAAGGCAACGGUGGCGCCCAGAAAUACUCAGAAAGUCAAAGAGUUUUCCCAUCCAACUUUCAGUUGGGAGACCUGCAGCAGACAUUAGCUGGUAGCCCCUCAAAAGAGUCCUUAUUGUGCUCCCCUUCCUCAGAAACCAGUGAGGGCUGGAGUGCCUUCACCAUGGAAGAUAUGAGCAAAACCCUCAAAAUGUUGGGCCUUAGAGAUGGAAGCUCCCUACUACUGCUAAAUUCACAUGAAGAGGGGGAAAUGGGCCUUGCUGGAAAAGAGAAUGCUGUGUACCUGAAUGUUAACUACAUCCAAGUUCAGGACUGGUACAGUUCCGGAUCUGAGAAGAGACUUGUUAAAAUUCCUGCAGAUCCAGGUUCUACAAUAUUAAGUAUCCGGAAAAAAGCAGCCGAAACGCUUGAGCUGCCAGGGGAUUGCGGUGACACCUGCCUGAGACCUGUGCAUAAAAGCGGAAAGCUGUUUCCUCCAGUUCCUGAGCAUGUUACUGUGCAGGGGGCUGACAUUAAAGCUGGGAGCAUUUUGGGUCUGUGCAGAGGCAGAGCACCUGGUACCUCAGAGGUCUUCCUGUCUUUUAUUCUUGGCACUGAUCUCCAGGAAGGACAAGAGCAAGAAAUUAUCCUGGAUGAAACACUGACUGUAAAUGAGUGCUUGGAUCAAAUGCUCCAGAAAGCUGGCUUACCAGGUGAUGCAGGCUGGCAUCUAAGGAAGAUGGACUGGUGUUAUGAAGCUGGAGAUGCUGUGACUGAAGAGGACUCUUCACUGAAAGAUCUAAAAAUACAAUCGGGAGACAUUUUUGUUUUAACAGAAGGAAAACUUCCACCCAAGGGCUUCCUGAGGUUACCAAUAUGGUUGUACUGUCCCAGGACAAGUUCUGUUAACCAUGUCACCUCUCAUGUCACCACAUCUGGAGAUAAUUCUCUUCAGGAAGAUGCAGAGUCCGACCUCUGCUUUGUGUGCCACAUAGAGAUAUCCAAAGAUGCUUCGCUACAAGAUCUUAAAUUGCAGAUCAUGACAUUAACAGUUUUUGAUGCUCUUGGAAUUCCCUCUCCUGAGCACCUUCGUAUCUGGACCUUGGACAACAAACGGUUGGGAAAAUUGCUACGGUUAAAUCAUUUGCAAAUCAGUGACUUCAAACUGGGGGUCAACACUAACACAACACUUUGUGUGGAGCCACUACAGGUGGAGGAGAUUCUAGGACCUCAAGAUAUGCUUUUGCGGAUUCAGCUUUCUGUUCCAGGGGAAUGUCGAUACUUCCCAUCUGUGGACAUUGCUUGGAAUAUCUCUCAUGGAUGCACGGCAUCUGCGUUGCGUCAGACCAUCGCCACCCAUUGCUCUUUGCCUGUAGACAAAGUUGAGAUUGCAAAGUACUUUCCAGAUAAAUAUGAAUGGCUUCCAAUAUCCAGCUGGACGCAGCAGGUUUCCAAGAAAAAGAAGAAAAAGAAAUCAGAUAACCUUCAGGGGGCGCCGUAUUACUUAAAAAAUGGGGACAUUAUUGGGGUUAAGAACCUCUUAUUGGAUGACAGAAUGGACUUCAGCUCAGAAGCUGAUUUUAUAGCUAAGGAAAAGCAAAGACAGAUUGCAGAAAGCAAAAAGAAGAGUUCUCCAGCGCUUUGCAACGAGAAAGUGCGUCCAAGUGUACGGAAGACUGAAACAUCUCUAUCCAUCAGAGUGGGAGUAUUCAGAUAACAAAGACUUGCUCCAGUGGAUGGAGCGUACAGUCUGGGAUAUGUUUCUGUUUUUCUCAGGGAUGAGCAUAUAUACUGUCACUGGAAGGCAGUGUGAUAUCUAGGUCUCUCUCUUUCCCUGGAGGUCAGGAAUCAGGUGCUGCACCCUCUCCACUUUGCUGUAUUACCGUGCUUGUCACAGGCCUCCUCUGCAGACCGUCAGGGACAUAUAUAUAAUUUUAUUUUUUAUUUUUUUGUGAACGUGCCUUCUCUUUUCUCAUUUAUCUCCUGCAGAUCACUUUUAAAACAUUACUAUUGUUUAUAUAAACUUUUGUCAUGCCAUCCAGGGACCUGCUGCAAUAGUGACUUAGAACUGGGUGAAGUGAGUGGCAGCGCACUUCACUCCCUGGUCAACUGACCCGGCUAAUUCUAUAGACCAUUGUUUCCUGGGCCUCCAGCUGUUGCAAAACUACACCCCUAAGAUGCCCGGACACCCGAAGGUUGUACUGGCAUGCUGGGAGUUUUAGUUUUGCAACAGCUGGUGGCACAUCGGUUAGGAAACACUGCUAAAGACACUAAUGGAGUGCAUCAGUUGGAGUGGGAGUAAAACUCUCUUCACAUAGUUAUAACUUACAAUCACAGGAUUGAGACCUGGUGCAAUCUAAACCUUUGACAUGUCUGGACAAGAUGUCAAAUGUCUAUGUAAAUGACAGUAACUCUUUAAAGGGUCACUCCGCUGCUCAGCGUUUGGAACAAACUGUUCCUAACACUGGAGCCAGCCUCGGGAGCUCAUGACAUCAUAGCCCCACGCCCUCAUGACGUCAAUGCAAGUCUAUGGGAGGGGGGUUGUUCCAAACGCUGAGGAGCAGAGUACCCCUUUAAGGCCAUGUUCACAUGGUCUAAUUUGUGCGGAAUGUCUGCAUGGAAAACACGUGCGGACAUUCUGCGCAUUUGAACAGUCCAGCGGGCGCUAGGACCACUUGGGCGAAAUCUGCAAAAAGAAUUGACAAGUCUAUUUUUUGCAGACACUGGAGACAGGAUUUCCAUGCGAACCAUGUGAACAGUGCAGCAGAAUCCCAUUGAAAUCAGGGAAUGUCUUUGCGGAAUAUUCCUGCAGAAUUGCGCACAGACAUUCCACUGUAUGAACAUGGCCUAACAGUUCUUGUCCGGUUGCUGCUCUUGGGUAAACAGAAAAGCACAUCACUGAAUUCAUCAGCUCGUAUUUAGUAUAGCCACUAGAUAUGAUGCCUUUCAUUGUGGUACCGAUUACUGAGGGAAUAAGCUGCUGUUAUAAAAUGAGGGAAUGAUCAUAGUAAAGCGUAGUCUUUUAUAAGACAGAAUUUUAAGGGCUUAUAAAACACAUGUAAUUUUGGAGUUCUGGUUGCUGGGAUAGGUAUCAGAGUUGUGUAAGGUAAGUUUUCUUUUACAGAGUAUCAGAUCUAUAACGGUUUUAUAAGUCAAUCCCCUUAAUGUGCCUUUACCUGUUGUGUCCCUUCCACCCUGCUGCAGGAGUGACUUUGCCAUAAUAUCCUGUGUUUGUCAGAUUGUGAUCCUAUGUAAACACUCUCUGCACCCCACUGAGCGCACAAAAAAUUACGGAAAAAUUAAAAUGAAGCAAUCAAAAAACAUUGGAUUAUUUAUGUGUUGAGGGUUUGAUACAAGAAAUAGCACUGAUCAUAAUAUGUAAGUUCAGCAUUUCCUCUUGUGAACCUCAUUAUACUAUACUAUUUGAGUAUUUUCUUGGUUAGAAAUAAUUUCUUAAUUUUGUUAAUUUUUAUUUAUUUUUUUCAUUAGUCAUUGCUAGGCAUUGUUAUGUCCAGACAACAUUUGGAUUAAUGAUGAUCCUCUUCUC